AUGAUUUCUAGAAGGUUUUAUUCCACAAUUGAAUCAUCGUCAAAGGUAUUGGCAACACUUAAGAAUCCUACUCUUGUCAAGACAGAUGCGUAUAUCAAUGGUAAUUGGGUUACCAGUGCAUCCGGGGAAACUUUCAAAGUAACUAAUCCCGCAACAUUUCCUAAACCUGAAAGUGAACUAGCUACAGUCCAAUCCAUGGCAUCAGAAGAUUUUAAUUCAGCAAUUGAAGCUGCUAAUAUUGCAUUUAAUAGUUUUAAACAUACCACAGGUAGACAUAGAUCAGAAUUAUUAUUGAAAUUAUACCAAUUGAUGAUAGAUAAUAAAGAAGAUUUGGCAAAAAUUGUUGUUUUAGAAAAUGGGAAACCUUAUGUUGAUGCAUUAGGUGAAGUUUCAUACGCUGCUUCAUUUUUCCAAUGGUUUUCAGAAGAAGCACCACGUAUUUAUGGGGAUAUUAUACCUUCAGCAAAUGGAAAAAACAGAAUAUUGACUAUUAAACAACCUAUUGGUGUUUGUGGUAUAAUGACCCCUUGGAAUUUUCCUUUAGCAAUGAUUACAAGAAAAGUAGGUGCAGCAAUAGCAACAGGUUGUACUACAGUUAUCAAACCAGCUUCAGAAACUCCAUUGUCAGCUAUUGCAUUGGCUGUUUUAGCUGAAGAAGCUGGUUUUCCAAAAGGUGUGAUUAAUGUUUUACCUUCUUCCGAUGCUGCAGGUGUUGGUAAAUUGAUUACUGAACAUCCAUUAAUUAAAAAAGUUUCAUUUACAGGAUCAACUCCAGUAGGUAAAAUUUUAAUGGAACAAUCAGCUUCAACUUUGAAAAAACUUUCAUUUGAAUUAGGUGGAAAUGCACCAUUUAUGGUAUUUGAAGAUGUGGAUAUUGAUAAAGCUGUUGUUGGUGCCAUUGCAUCAAAAUUUAGAUCAAGUGGACAAACUUGUGUUUGUGCAAAUAGAAUCUUUGUUCAUGAAAAAGUAUAUGAUGAAUUUUCACGCAAAUUGGUUGAAAAAUUAACCAAAGAUGUUGUUUUAGGUAAUGGUCUUGAUCCAAAAGUUAAUUAUGGUCCAGUUAUUCAUGAUAGAUCAAUGAAGAAAGUAAGACAACAUAUCGAUGAUGCUGUUUCAAAAGGUGCAAGUAUUUUAUAUGGAGGAAAUAAACGCCCAGAUUUAGGAGAAAAUUUCCAUGAAUUGACUGUUUUGGGUGAUGUUACUACUGAUAUGUUGAUUGCUAAUGAAGAAACUUUUGGUCCAGUUGCUCCAUUAAUUAAAUUUAAAACUGAUGAAGAAGUUAUAGAAAUGGCUAAUGAUACUACAGUUGGAUUAGCUGGAUAUUUCUUUGCUAAUGAUAUUACCAAGAUUUUCAAAAUUGCGGAAGCUUUAAAUGUUGGUAUGAUGGGUGUAAAUACAGGUGCUAUUUCUGAGGCAGCAUUACCUUUUGGUGGUAUUGGUGAAUCUGGAUUUGGAAGAGAAGGUUCAAAAUACGGUGUCAGUGAUUAUUUGAUUGUUAAGAGUGCAGUCAUUGGUGGAAUUGAAGAUUAA
Candida tropicalis MYA-3404 is the source of this 1530-nucleotide messenger RNA. RefSeq names its product Uga2p (gene UGA2). The record is from RefSeq and is a predicted model, not a curated record. The transcript has a single exon. Bases 1 to 1530 code for a protein of 509 amino acids. Lineage: Eukaryota; Fungi; Ascomycota; Pichiomycetes; Serinales; Debaryomycetaceae. Gene Ontology annotation, molecular function: succinate-semialdehyde dehydrogenase (NAD+) activity. Gene Ontology annotation, biological process: GABA catabolic process.